Messenger RNA from Apis dorsata (giant honeybee), 1125 nucleotides. RefSeq lists its product as uncharacterized. Lineage: Eukaryota; Metazoa; Arthropoda; Insecta; Hymenoptera; Apidae. The record is from RefSeq and is a predicted model, not a curated record. The coding region runs from base 1 to 873 and encodes 290 amino acids. The transcript has 5 exons.
AUGGUCAAGACACCUUCUAAGAUGUCAGAUAGAGUCAUGAAUCGUGGUUCGAGGCUGAAUUGCUUCCAUAGAAUUUUAUUGGUGACGAUAUUUUGUCUCUCGUCGACCACGUCCUCUUACAUUUUCAAUUCGAACAACAACAACAACAACUCGACGUACGUCGAGAGAUGCCGAGCUGAUUGCGCGUCGCACAAGGAUCUUAUAAGUUGCGGCAAGUUCAGGGUCGUUAGAUGGUUGAACGACAUCGCGAUGGAGAAGGAAUUCAAGUAUGGCGCGAUCCGCAUCGUCAGAAUCCCGUCACUAUCGCAGCAAUCGGUUAUCCCGAAAUUGCCCGAGUCUCGCGCGUUCAAGACCGGCAUAAUGGAGGCCUUGAACUUCGCCAGGGACACGGCUGAGGAUCUUAUUACGAAACGAGCUUUCGUUUACACGAUCGACAACACGGCUUCCGCGAGAAGUUUCGGCACUAUGCCUAUGAUCGUGGACGAGGAUCAACUCGCUCGGAUGGAGAGCAGAGGCAUAUCCGACGCUGCUUGGCGAGGGAUCAAGCACAAGAAGGCUCUGAUCCUCCCACUCUUGAUCCUCUUCAAAUUGAUGAAGCUGAAGCUUUGGAUAGUGCCGAUCUUCCUCGCCGUUCACUUCAUCAAAAAGAUCCUAGUGAUCGCCUCGAUCCUCCUCCCGAUACUGUUCACGCGUCUCAAGAUCUGCAAAAUGUCGCAGCCCUAUCAUCAAGGUUACCCCCACCACCUGUGGACUACAGCCGCCGAGGCGCCGGUCGAUUAUCCAUCAGGAUACGGAGAGGAAAUCUGGCCGUCUCACAGAAACGACUACCAACAAGGUUCUCCCUAUCUAGCCUACCGCAACCCGUAUGGAUGAAGCUAGAAAAUUAAAACCCAACCGAAACUCAAAAGAUUCAUCUCAACUCGUGCCAAAUCUCGCUCGGACAAACGACCAUCUUUCUUCUACUCGCUCUUUCCUCUUUCUAAACACUUUCUUAACACAAGGGACAUCGCAUUUAGCGGUGAUUAUCGAUCGCUUUCCACCCGGCGAGAAAUGACUUUCACACGUUGCCAAGUACCGUUACCAAUAUUUGUAACGAGGCGCACGUAAUCAAAGCGGAUUUUUCUU